AUGCAUCUCAUGUACACCGAAGACCCCGUUACGGGCCAGCGAAUCUACACACUGAAAAAGGUCCUCGACGGCACCGUCACAAAGUCCGCCCACCCUGCCCGAUUUUCUCCAGAUGAUAAAUACUCGAGACAUCGAGUGACUCUGAAGAAACGAUAUGGGCUCCUUCUGACACAGCAGAGUGCGUUUCGUGGCUACGCGAUCUGA
Messenger RNA from Cladophialophora psammophila CBS 110553, 204 nucleotides. RefSeq names its product H/ACA ribonucleoprotein complex subunit 3. Gene Ontology annotation, molecular function: box H/ACA snoRNA binding; telomerase RNA binding. The transcript has 2 exons. Gene Ontology annotation, cellular component: box H/ACA snoRNP complex; box H/ACA telomerase RNP complex. Lineage: Eukaryota; Fungi; Ascomycota; Eurotiomycetes; Chaetothyriales; Herpotrichiellaceae. The record is from RefSeq and is a predicted model, not a curated record. Gene Ontology annotation, biological process: snRNA pseudouridine synthesis; rRNA pseudouridine synthesis; positive regulation of telomerase RNA localization to Cajal body. Bases 1 to 204 code for a protein of 67 amino acids.